Messenger RNA from Colletotrichum siamense, 1560 nucleotides. RefSeq names its product Cytochrome P450 monooxygenase sdnE (gene sdnE-6). The transcript is spliced from 7 exons. NCBI's taxonomy places the organism in Eukaryota, Fungi, Ascomycota, Sordariomycetes, Glomerellales, Glomerellaceae. The record is from RefSeq and is a predicted model, not a curated record. Bases 1 to 1560 code for a protein of 519 amino acids. Gene Ontology annotation, molecular function: monooxygenase activity; oxidoreductase activity, acting on paired donors, with incorporation or reduction of molecular oxygen; heme binding.
AUGUCUUCUGAUAAUUUUACCACCUGGCAGCCGCGUUUCAAUGAUCCGGUUCUCUCAACUCGAAUCGCCUUCAGCGUUCCUGCGGCUGUUCUCAUCUUCGUUCUUUUUACCUACCUUCGAGGGCUUUACCGCGUUUACCUGCAUCCUCUAAGCAACUUCCCUGGGCCGAGAGAAGCGGCCAAAUCGCAUAGUUGGCUCUACCAACAAACCCGGAAGGAUUACCCUGAAGAUAUCUAUGAGCAAAUCCAUCAUAAGUAUGACGCCAAAGCCAUCAGAAUCGCGCCAAAUGAGCUUCACAUUACCGAUACGAACCUAUACAAGGUUAUCUACAGGCAAUCUAACCCUUUCCCCAAGAAUGAGCCUUUCUACCUGGCAUUCAAUGCGCCGUCUCCUACGGUCUUCACCGAGAUGGAUGAGGCUAAACACAAGGAACGGCGACGCAUGUUGAACCCCAUGUUUUCACGUGCAGGUGUCCUCAAGCUUGAGGAUCUUAUUCGAGAGCGAUUGGCACUGUUGGAGAGCAAGAUUGAAAGGCUCCGUGAAAAGCAGAACAUUGACUUCUAUGAUGCGUUUCGACUCUUGACUACCAACAUCAUUAUGGAGUUUUGUUUCGCCGAUAGUCGCGGUAUGCUGGAAGAGCAGCCCGACAGUUUCAAAUCGCAAUUUCUUACAGCUUUCAGCGUCGCUGCAUCGGCGCUGAAGACCCUCCAGCAUUACCCCUUGUUGCGCAUAGUCAGCAACGCGAUACCAGUGGGAUUGCUGAAAGUUGUCUCUCCGGAACUAGGCAACCUCAUUCAUUUGACCGAUGUAAGUAGCUCCUGGUCAAAAGACUUCUUCAAACCGAUAGUUGAAGCAGUACCCGAAUUCUUGGAGUUUAAAGCCGUCAAUCAUCCCAUCGUUCUCGAAAAUCUGACAUCGCUGUCGGAUGUUGCAUUGGUCGGCGAAUCUCUUGAUCUUUUGGUGGCCGGUUCUGACACGAGCGCCACGUCCGUGACCACGGCUCUCUUCGAGAUUCUGCGUAAUCCCGCCAUAGAGAAGAGACUGGUUGAAGAACUUGACGCUGCUAUUCCGGAGAAGAAUGAUUUGCCCCCGCUCCAGACUUUGGAAAAGAUCGAGUACUUGACCGCUUGCGUCAAAGAAGGUAUUCGUCUUGCUUCAGCAGUGCCUUCUAGGCUUCCGCGCAUCGUACCUCAUAACUUGUCGGAGCCUCUCGUUGUAGACGGAAAGAUUGUUCCUCCUGGUACCAUUGUGUCUAUGUCAGCUCAUACGAUGCAUUCGAGUGUUGAUAUUUGGGGCCCUGAUGCUCGACUAUUCAACCCUAAUCGCUGGUUGGGCUCCGACGCAAAGGGCCUGGAUCAGUAUCAGGUCGCUUUCAGCAAAGGCGCAAGAAUGUGCAUUGGCCAAAACCUGGUGCCCGUUGAGUUGACACUUAUUCUCGCUUCCAUCCUUCGAAAGUACAAGAUCACCUUUCCUUCUGGAUUCUUGCCUCCCAGACGAGUCGACAACUUCACUGUAGAGUUGGAGGGAGGUCUUCCUCUUCAGGUGUCACCGCGAGCCUGA